UGGCUGCGCGGUGGCGGCGGCUGUGUGUGCGCCGCGCCUCGCCGCUCCCCCCGGCCCCCCGAGCCCGGGGCGCGCGCUGCCGCCCGGGCCCCGCGGCGCCGCGGCCCGAGGCCCCGGGAAGCGCAGCCAUGGCCCUGCGGAGGCUGGGGGCCGCGCUGCUGCUGCUGCCGCUGCUCGCCGCGGUGGAAGAAACGCUGAUGGACUCGACCACAGCGACGGCAGAGCUGGGCUGGAUCGUGCAUCCUCCAUCAGGGUGGGAAGAGGUGAGUGGCUACGAUGAGAACAUGAACACGAUCCGCACGUACCAGGUGUGCAAUGUGUUUGAGUCGAGCCAGAACAACUGGCUACGGACCAAGUUCAUCCGGCGCCGUGGUGCCCACCGCAUCCACGUGGAGAUGAAGUUCUCCGUGCGUGACUGCAGCAGCAUCCCCAGCGUGCCCGGCUCCUGCAAGGAGACCUUCAACCUCUAUUACUACGAGGCCGACUUUGACUCGGCCACCAAGACCUUCCCCAACUGGAUGGAGAAUCCGUGGGUGAAGGUGGACACCAUUGCGGCCGACGAGAGCUUCUCCCAGGUGGACCUGGGUGGCCGGGUCAUGAAGAUCAACACCGAGGUGCGGAGCUUCGGGCCGGUGUCCCGCAACGGCUUCUACCUGGCCUUCCAGGACUACGGUGGCUGCAUGUCCCUUAUUGCCGUGCGUGUCUUCUACCGCAAGUGCCCCCGCAUCAUCCAGAAUGGCGCCGUCUUCCAGGAGACACUGUCGGGGGCUGAGAGCACAUCGCUGGUGGCUGCCCGGGGCAGCUGUAUCGCCAAUGCCGAGGAGGUGGACGUGCCCAUCAAGCUGUACUGUAACGGGGACGGCGAGUGGCUCGUACCCAUCGGGCGCUGCAUGUGCAAAGCCGGCUUCGAGGCCGUGGAGAACGGCACGGUCUGCAGAGGUUGCCCAUCUGGAACCUUCAAGGCCAACCAAGGGGACGAGGCCUGCACCCACUGCCCCAUCAACAGCCGGACCACUUCCGAAGGGGCGACCAACUGCGUCUGCCGCAACGGCUACUACAGAGCAGACCUGGACCCCCUGGACAUGCCCUGCACAACCAUCCCCUCCGCACCCCAGGCGGUGAUCUCCAGUGUCAACGAGACCUCCCUCAUGCUAGAGUGGACCCCGCCCCGCGAUUCAGGAGGCCGUGAGGAUCUCGUCUACAACAUCAUCUGCAAGAGCUGUGGUUCAGGCCGGGGCGCCUGCACCCGCUGUGGGGACAACGUGCAGUAUGCACCCCGCCAGCUGGGCCUGACCGAGCCGCGCAUUUACAUCAGUGACCUGCUGGCUCACACCCAGUACACCUUCGAGAUCCAGGCCGUGAACGGUGUCACCGACCAGAGCCCCUUCUCGCCUCAGUUCGCCUCCGUGAACAUCACCACCAACCAGGCAGCUCCGUCGGCUGUGUCCAUCAUGCACCCGGUGAGCCGCACGGUGGACAGCAUCACCCUGUCGUGGUCCCAGCCUGACCAGCCCAACGGCGUCAUCCUGGACUAUGAGCUGCAGUACUAUGAGAAGGAGCUCAGUGAGUACAACGCCACAGCCAUAAAAAGCCCCACCAACACGGUCACCGUGCAGGGCCUCAAAGCCGGCGCCAUCUAUGUCUUCCAGGUGCGGGCACGCACUGUGGCAGGCUACGGGCGCUACAGUGGCAAGAUGUACUUCCAGACCAUGACAGAAGCCGAGUACCAGACAAGCAUCCAGGAGAAGCUGCCACUCAUCAUCGGCUCCUCGGCGGCCGGCCUGGUCUUCCUCAUUGCUGUGGUCGUCAUUGCCAUUGUGUGUAACAGAAGACGGGGGUUUGAGCGUGCUGACUCGGAGUACACGGACAAGCUGCAGCACUAUACCAGUGGCCACACCUGGUCUUGUCCCCCAGUGACCCCAGGCAUGAAGAUCUACAUCGACCCUUUCACCUAUGAGGACCCCAAUGAGGCAGUGCGGGAGUUUGCCAAGGAAAUUGACAUCUCCUGUGUCAAAAUUGAGCAGGUGAUUGGAGCAGGGGAGUUUGGUGAGGUAUGCAGUGGCCACCUAAAACUGCCAGGCAAGAGAGAGAUCUUUGUGGCCAUCAAGACGCUCAAGUCAGGCUAUACUGAGAAGCAGCGCCGGGACUUCCUGAGCGAGGCCUCCAUCAUGGGCCAGUUCGACCACCCCAACGUCAUCCACCUGGAGGGUGUUGUCACCAAGAGCACGCCUGUGAUGAUCAUCACUGAGUUCAUGGAGAAUGGCUCCCUGGACUCCUUCCUCCGGCAAAAUGAUGGGCAGUUCACAGUCAUCCAGCUGGUGGGCAUGCUCCGGGGCAUCGCAGCUGGCAUGAAGUACCUGGCAGACAUGAACUACGUCCACCGCGACCUGGCCGCCCGCAACAUCCUCGUCAACAGCAACCUGGUCUGCAAGGUGUCUGACUUUGGGCUCUCACGCUUUCUGGAGGAUGAUACCUCAGACCCCACCUACACCAGCGCGCUGGGUGGGAAGAUCCCCAUCCGCUGGACGGCCCCAGAAGCCAUCCAGUACCGGAAGUUCACCUCAGCCAGUGACGUGUGGAGCUAUGGUAUCGUCAUGUGGGAGGUGAUGUCCUACGGGGAACGGCCCUACUGGGACAUGACCAACCAGGAUGUAAUCAAUGCCAUAGAGCAGGACUAUCGGCUGCCGCCACCCAUGGACUGCCCAAGCGCCCUACAUCAGCUCAUGCUAGACUGCUGGCAGAAGGACCGAAACCACCGGCCUAAGUUUGGCCAGAUCGUCAACACGCUGGACAAGAUGAUCCGAAACCCCAACAGCCUCAAAGCCAUGGCACCCCUCUCCUCCGGAAUCAACCUGCCGCUGCUGGACCGCACGAUCCCCGACUACACCAGCUUUAACACCGUGGAUGAGUGGCUGGAAGCCAUCAAGAUGGGGCAGUACAAGGAGAGCUUUGCCAAUGCCGGCUUCACCUCCUUCGACGUCGUGUCGCAGAUGAUGAUGGAGGACAUUCUCCGGGUUGGGGUCACCUUGGCUGGCCACCAGAAAAAAAUCCUGAACAGUAUCCAGGUGAUGCGGGCACAGAUGAACCAGAUCCAGUCUGUGGAGGUUUGACAUUCAUCCGCCUCGGCUCACCUCUUCCUCCAGCCCCCCCCCCCACUCCGCCCCACACGCCAGCCCCCUGGUUCUCCGUCCACGUCCACCGCAGGGUCAGCCACCUGCCAGGAGGCCACGGGCAGCAGGAAGAACCGAGCAGCGCUCCAGCCACGAGACGUCACCAAGAAUAUGUGCAACUCAGAUGAUGGAAAAAAGGGAACGGGGACAAAAGAAAAUAGAUCCAGGGAGGGGGCGGGAAAUACAAGGAAUAUUUUUUAAAGAGGAUUCUCAUAAGGAAAGUGAUCAUUGUUCUUAGGGAAAAAAAAAGAAAAGAAAAGAAAAGAAAAGAAAAAAAAAAGGGCUUGGGAGAUCCACGCGAUUUGUCCCAAUUGGAGACCAAAAGCAGUUUCUCUCCAACUCCCUCUGGGAAGGCGACCUGGCCAGAGCCAAGAAACACUUUCAGGAAAACCAAUGUGAAGGGGGAGACAGGGGCCACCCUUCUCUCCUGUCCCUGGGCUGUUCUUCCAGGCCUCACUCAACAGCCACACGGCAGGCAGACGGGGCAGGCGGGCGGACAGGCAGCCGCCGCGGGAACCACUCGGGGAAACUCCACUCCUGCCGCCACUGGGCAAACAGAAGAAUUUUUCUGUCUUUGGAGAAUAUUUUAGAAACUCCAAUGAAAAAGACUUGUUUCUCCUGUCGGCUCAUGGGGCCAAAAGGGGGCUGUUGUCUUCCUCGGUCGGGGAGACCACGGGGACACCGGCAAGGUCAACCUUCCUGAGGAUGCAUAGCCCUGCCUGCAGGCCCGAUGCUGCAGUGACGACUGCCACUGAGAAGGAUUGCUCCUGCAUUUGGGUUUGUUUACAGCAAUUCGUGGACUCGGGGGUAUUUUGGUCAGGGGUGGAUUUGGUUUGGGGGGUUUGUUUGUUGGGUUGUUUUUUUUUUUUUUAAUGACAAUGAAGUGACACUUUGACAUUUCCUACCUUUUGAGGACUUGAUCCUUCUCCAAGAAGAAGGUGCUUUCUGCUUACUGACUUAGGCAAUACACCAAGGGCGAGAUUUUAUAUGCACAUUUCUGGAUUUUUUAUAUGGUUUUCAUUGACACUCUUCCCUCCUCCCCCUGCAGAGAGUUCCCCCCUGCUGCCAGGCCUCACCAAAGCCAACUGCCACGGGGCCAUCUGGGCCGUUCAGAGACCAAGUGAGAUUUGGGAGGAUGAGGGGCCAAGGUGGAGGGGCACCCCACCCAGGACUGUUUUUGAAAGCACCAGAUUGAGAAGGAAGUGAGCCCUAGGGCUGCAGAAUCACACGACUUUGCCCACUUCUCCACCCGCCCUCUGCCCCAGUCUGUCCAGUACUUUCUAGACAAAUAGGCCCCUUCGAGGUUCCUGAGUGCCCUCGGAUGGCCAGAACCCAGUUUCGCCCCUGGGAGCCUAGACCGGGCCUCAGAUCAUUCACUGUGAUAUCCCAGCCCUCCAGAGUGUCACCCUCAGAGAUGUGUGCAGGCGCUCCUUCCCUCCACUGGGGGGAAAGUGUAUGGUUUCUCUCCCACCCCCUCCCCCCACCCCCAGCCCAGACCUUCACCCAGGUCUGAAGGUCUUGGCCGUGGGAAAACCAUCAGCCACGGGGUCUGGCUACAAACUCCCUCCUGUGAGCAAAUGCAGGCACUUGAGCAGAACAAUCGGUUAGUGAACUGAAUGGAAAUAAACACUUUAGUUAUAAAAUGACCCCUGUUCUCUGUAAGUUCCAAGAGAGACUCUGGCACCCUGGGGCAUGUCAAGUGACCCAUGAUGCUCUUUUAAGGGAUGCUUCCUUCCCCGGGGUUCUAGAAGGCCCAGGGCUGAGAAACCAAAGGUCCACGUGUCCUUUCUGGCUCUGGCUUGUCAAAAGCACAGGCAACAGAAGAAGCAAGUUGGAAGUGGCUCGGGAUUCACGUUCGAUGCCCUGCAAAUCAGGAUGAGCCGCUUCGGGAGGCAUCAGGAGCAGGAGGUUGACAGGGGUGCACUCGGUUCUCCUGGGCCAAAGGAAGGGGGUCCGGGUGUUAGGUAAGCUGUGAUAGUGGUAGUGCGAGGGUCCUGGAGUAGCCAUGGGUCCCCAGUCAAAGCCACAGGUAAGAUCCCCUUAUCCUGGUCAACACCAAUCUCUGUGCAGAUGGGCUCCUACUUACAUAUAAUCAGAAAUCUUUUUGUGGAAGGAGGAGGCAGGGAGGCGGAUGUGCUGUGGAUAUCAAGUCUGGCUGAGGAGGGAGAGGCAGAGACACCACAUCUCAGGACCUUCCCCUUUGUCCAUGGGAGACUGACCAGGAGGAAGGAUCCCAGCCGCAGGUGGCCCAUGGGGCAGCCUGGCCCAGCCUGUCGUCUGUCACUCACCUGUUCUCAGAGCCCAAGAUGUAAAGGGAAGGAAGGGAUUAAGAGGGGAGCAUGGGCCCCUGGGGGGAACAACAGAGUGAGCCACAGGGAAGGCAUUGGCUUGCUGCCCACGAACUGGCCAGCCUUGGCCCAGCCAGCUGCCCUUUGUGCCCCAAAGCUGCCCAGCACGGGUGGCAGCUGUCCUAACACACAAGGUCACCUUCUGGAGGGAGCUGCCUUGAUGCUCUUCAGAUUAACUCCGUCUCCCCAGCCCGCCCCCCACUACUCUGGGGCCCCACACAGGGCUGGCACUCAGUGCUUCCUGUCAGAUGGCUUCCUGUCCUAAGCUGCUAGGCUGGUGCCUGCUCGCCAACUCAUUUGCCCAUCCACCCUUGAGUGCCGAGUCUUCAGGGGUCCCGGGCCCCCCUGUGCCUGCUUCUCAGAGUGAGGAUGCCACCCAGACCCUCUGUGUCCCCACUUCAGGGUAACAGGUAUCACUGUGACUGCCUCGGGUGUGGGCAGAAGCCCACCUCUCCCUGCUGCUGGGGCAGCUCUGUCCCCACCACCUCUUGCUUGCUUCUCGGCAGGGAGCAGCAGGCCAUUCUGCCAAGCGCCUUCCGCUGAUAAUACCCACUCGCCUGGGCACACGGCGCCGAGCCUCCCGCUGCCUGGUUACUAAUCCCUUCCUGGCUCAACCUCCCCAAGUGCCAGCCCCCACCUGCCCCGCAGUGUCAGAGGACUUUCCGGCUGCUCUGCACACAGUUGGUACUGGAGGAAAGAAAGCCGCCUUGUAAACACGGGCCAGGGCACCAUGGAAAUGGGGACCAGCUGCUCUCAGAGGGUGUGACAAGCAGACGUGUGUAGGGCCAGGCUGGUACUCCUACUCCACUCCUACUUACUGCCCCAGAAGCCCCCAGAAUGGGUUAUUGUUGAUCAGCAGGUCUCUUCCUGGGGGAUGAUAUUCAAAAUUUCGAUCAACCGGUAAAAUGUGGACGGAUCAAUCAGAAUAGAUGAUGGCCUUCGUGCUAGAGCAAAAGGCCUCAGAGUAGGGGCUGGGAUGUGAGGGCAGUCGGGGACACUUAAGGGACUGGGGCAGUGCUGUUUACUAACCAGUGGUGCCUCCUGCUCAGAUGGCAUCAGCUGGACUUUGCCCAUCAUUUCUGGUUGGUCCCCAUGCUGCCACCUCUCAGGGAGCUCUCUGCUACCCCCUUGUGUGCAGUCACUAGCCUUGCACCCUCUCAAAUCAGGGGCUCAUCCCAGAAGACAGGGAGCUCCCAACCAUGCCCAGCCAGCCCUUCCUCUGCCUGGCUGAAGCACAGGAAGGACCCAGGAUCCAGACCACCACCCACCCCAGUGCUAGCCCUCGGGCACUCCUGGCUCUCUCCUGGGCCCCCGUGGUUCCAAGAUGGUACUAAAAGGCUGGAAGACUCUUGCCAAAUAGGGUAAAUGCAUUCAAAGGACAGGAUGCCCCAUGAUGCUAGGGGAAAUACACCCUGACCCCAGAGUGGCAGCCUUGGUCCUAUGACUAACUUGAGACAUGAAUCUGGAUAAGUCAUUUGCCUUCACUGAGCCUCAGUCUCCCAUCUGUAAAGUGAGAAGAUGGGACUGGGCGAGCCAGGCAUGCGAAACACUUUCUACGCCACCGUCCUGUGAGGAGGGACUAUUUUCUCCCAUAGGUGGGCGGGGGGAGGGGAGACUGAGGCUCAGAGAGGGGAAGUAGCUUCCUCAGGAUUACACAGCCAGGAAGGGACAGAGCAGGGCUGUGUUCAUCUGUUCCCAAUGCCCACUCCACCACACUCGGGUGACAUGAAGCACACGGUCAGUGUCUGAUGCUGGUUGGUAAGAGAUGAGAAUGCUCAAAUCACUGGGGUUGUCAGGGAGGACUUCGUGGAGGAGGCUGUCUUGAAAAUGACAGAAGUUGAGAGGAAGGUCAUUCCAGGUGGGAGGUACAGUAUAACCAGAGAUGCAGAGGCCAGAAUUGUCCAGCCAUGAGGAGUCAUGUCUGGAUGAGCCAAAGGAGUGGUGGGAGGUGGGGGUUGCUUGAAGAGGAAGGUGAAGUAGCUUGAACGUGAUGCCCAGUCCAGCCACAGCAGGUUCUUGAGCAGAAGAGCAGCAGAAGGAGCACUGGGUUCUAGGAGAAAGAGUCCGUCCAGCCAUCAGAUGGAUGGCAGGAUGCCUCAUAGCUCCCCCUCUCCUCCUGGAGGAAGAGCCCCCUGGAAAAGCCCUCAUUUCUUCCAGGAGAAUCCAAGCCCUGCUGCUUCAUUGUCCACCCUCACUCACUGAGGCAGAUAAUCCAAAGAGUCAUUUCAGCUGCUUGCAACAGCAGGGUGGGUUUUGUGCUACCUGGUUCCUAAUUCAGCUGCACUCACUUGACCCUCACCCCAUUUCCGCCAGGCCCCGCUGAGAGCUGCCGGGCCCUGAGGGAGCUGCCACUCGGGACCAGAGUUGCGUGGAUGUGGAUGGCGGUGGUGGCGUGGGAAGGCAGGCCAGCAUGCUGGCAGAGCCCUGGGGGCACAGAGCAGAGUGCAGGGGUGAGCAGGGGCUCGGGCUUGGGUGGGUGGCUCGCACACUGCCCAAGGAAGCCUGUCUCUGCCCCGGGAGGCCUGGCCCUGCCGAGAUUACCCAGACGUGUUGGGAGGGUCUGUCUGGGGUCCUGCCGUUUUCAGUAGUGUGUUGUGCUGGGGAAACCCAGAAAGAAGUUGGGGAGCCACACUGCACAUGCCUAUACCACUUGCUGGCCUUGACAGACUCCCAUGAAAUGGCUCCUGCCAUAUAAUUUAGCAUGAAGAAUGACCUUGGAGCUGGCCAGUUUCCCCUUCAGGGAAACCAAAGACCGUGACUUGUCCUUUGUUCUGGGACACAGGAAGGCUCAGGGAUGCUGCCCUGGGAGGCUCACCUCAGGAGGUUGAUGCCACGGGCAGUGUACUAACUGCUGGUACACUGUGUGGGGCUCUUACUGGUGUUAUCAUCCCCUCUCUGCUGGUGAGGAAACCGAUUCCCAGAGGUGAUUCCAGACCAUCCCAAGCAAGCCAUCUGCCUUUAGUGUUCCCUCCUUCCUGCCUCAUAGGAUCUUUCAAAACUUUUGUCAUCAGCCACCUGUAUUAGAAUCUUCUGGGCCGUUCAUCUUGCAGAUUCCCGGGCUGCACCAUGACCCCGUAAGUCAGAACCCCUGAGGCCAGCCUCUAUUUUUAAUAAACUCCUCUAGGAGACUCCUCCAGACACUGAAAUCUCUUCACUUCCCCCACAAUGACCUAUGCCCCGAUGUCUGCAGGGAGGGAGGUUCUGGCGUAGACAGGGAUUAGGAAAAAGCAAGACAUCGUCAGAUAAGAUGCCCCAACUCAGACAUGGAUUAGGACCCAUGAAGUGGGGGCUGAGCUGACCCUCAGGAAUGUGUUCAGACUGAGCUAAGCUUUCAGGAAAAUUAGAAAGACCCCCAGACCCAGAGUCUGUCUGAGUUUAGCUCCACAGCAUGAAGGCUGCCUCAGGAAAGCUGAUAUAGCAAGAAGAAACAGGAAUUUAAUACUUCACAGGGGCCCAGCAGCCCACCCAGGCCACCCUAUGGAGACCCCCACAGAUCCCAAGGCUACAAUCCAGGCCUGUUCAUUCAACACCUGGCCAGGUGGGCCAGGCAAAGUCAGGAUGGGUCUUUUAGCUGGGCCCAGAGCAUCACAUAGGCAGCCCCCAACAACCUCUGCUACCCAGACUAGAACAUGGCUUUCCCUGGAGGGAAAAGAGGGAGUAAAGGACCCUGUCUCUACUCAGGGUUUAACAGCCCCUGCUGGAGGAGGGGAACGGGAGAGGGAGGAGGUAAGAGCCAGGACCACAUGCACUCUGGGGGCCCCGCCGAGACUGUAAAAGUCCAAUCUAACAUCCCGCGGAGGAAAGAUUCCAAGAUUCUAAGAUUGCAAGCCCCGUGAUUCUAAGAUUCUAACAGAAGAAUUUCAUGUUUUUAAGAUUCCAUCACCCUAUGAUUCUAUACUGAUAGUUCUUAAAAUUUCAAGUCCCAUCGUUCAUCCUCGGUCCUUAAACCUGAGUGCCCUAGCCGUGACGAGAGCGCAAAGAGAGAGUGAGAGACAUGGGGAGAAAAACAGCUAAUAUCAAAUAUUAGCAACAGCUCCAUUCUCUGAGUCAGAGAUGGACCCUCGCAAGGGCCCAGGACCCUCCUUUUGAGUGUGACGCUGACUUGCUUUCCUGGGUAAGUGGCAGAAUUGCCCACACCUGGCCCUCCCAGUGGCCAGUGGGAUGGUGCCCCAGCUGAGCAAAGCCCUCACACAGGCCACAGUGCCUACUAGCUUGUGGGCAAGACAGUCUAACUCAGAAGCCAAGUAGGGGCCUCAGUGGCUUCAUCUGGGAGGGGACUUACUUAUUUGGGGUGGAACAUCCCCCUCCCCACCAGAGAGGAAGGUCCAAGGCAAAGAAUUGGCUUAGGAAACUGCCCAAGCACACCACCUUACUGUUCAGAGCCAGAGUCUCAACACUGGGCAACCAUAGAGUCUUACUACAAACCCCAGAACCAGGUGCCUUCCCACUGACACUUGGGCUGCAGUGUCCAUGGCUACACAGCCCCUGCCUGAUUCCAAGGACCCUUCACCCUUUCCGGUGAGGCCACUGCCUAUGGGAUCUGGAAGGCCAAGGAGGCGCCUCUGGAUUGGUCGGAACGAGUGGUCAGUCUGGCUGCCCUCCCUUCCAUGGACAGGGAUUCUGCUGAGCAGGGGGCACAAAGCUGAGUCCCUGAGGCCGGCCCAGGGCAGGCCUGGCAGGGACACUUCCUGACAACCAGCCUCUUUGGACUCCAGAGAAGAGUAAUUACUGGUUGAUCAUGCCCAGCCCCAAAUCCUAAUCAUAGCUGCUAUUUCUUGAGUGCCAACGAUGUGCCAGGAAACGCACUUAACUUCUUAUACACAUUGUCUCGCUUCACCCUCACACAGCUCUGUGAGACAGGUACAAUCAGAAUUCCCAUCCCAGAGACUAGGAACCUCAGAGACGUGUAUGGUGGCUUUCCCAGGUCACAGAGCCAGCCAGUGGUCUCUGACCCCAGGAUCUGCCCUCAUCAACACUAUGCUAUGCUGCUACCAGUGGCCCCUACUCAGCCCCACCCCCUGUCAGACCCUUUGCCAAUCAAAUCCAGGUCUCUGUGGGGGAACUCUGUUCAGGGCACAUUUUCUUUGACCAUGGCCUCCUGGAGCCACUGUCUGAGCCAUGGGCGGUGGAAGUGAGCAUUUGGACUCCUCCCUCCACAACCCAGGUGUCCAUUCCAGCCUGGGCCAUGCAGGCCAGAGCUCUCAACCAGGGACCAGGGGGUCUGGCAGGGUUUCACUGAACCCUAUUCCCUUUGGUCGUGAGCAUGGGUUUUCCUGACAAUGCUGGGGUGUGGGGAAGUGAUGCGGCUGGGGUUCCGAUGGCUGUGGGUCAGACCUAGCUCCUCCCCACUGCUAUGACCAAGGAAAUCUCACCAGCUACGUCCAUGAGCAACCCUGAUCCUGUUACUCCAAUGCCUUUGUAGGAGUAUUUUUAGCAGAACUUUUUUUUCCAAAAUAAAUGUGAAUUGUAAAAAUUA
This is a messenger RNA of Leopardus geoffroyi (Geoffroy's cat), 10994 nucleotides long. RefSeq names its product EPH receptor B2 (gene EPHB2). Gene Ontology annotation, cellular component: plasma membrane; neuron projection. The record is from RefSeq and is a predicted model, not a curated record. Gene Ontology annotation, biological process: central nervous system projection neuron axonogenesis; angiogenesis; axon guidance. The transcript has 16 exons. The coding region runs from base 129 to 3110 and encodes 993 amino acids. Lineage: Eukaryota; Metazoa; Chordata; Mammalia; Carnivora; Felidae. Gene Ontology annotation, molecular function: protein binding; ATP binding; transmembrane-ephrin receptor activity.